GCGUAUGCAAUACAAGUGCGCGAGUUGUCAAAGUUGGCUCGCUUUUAUCAAAAUCCUUUCGCAGUAUCGCACGUAAUAUGUUAUCGCGACGCGUUGCUAAAUUGAUUCGCUGCCAUAAUCGCAAGAUGCACAGAAAACCAUCGAAAUGAAACUCGUUUACAAGAAUGUCGAUCGCGAGGGCGGCGGGGACAUUGGGCUUAUCCCUGAAGAGCCAGAGGACAUGUGGCAUGCAUAUAAUCUCAUCUCAGAAGGUGAUUCGGUGCGAGCGUCCACCGUCCGCAAAGUGCAGACAGAAUCAACGACAGGCUCCUCAUCUUCAAGUCGCGUGCGCACGAUGUUGACGAUUUCAGUGGAGAAUAUCGACUUUGACACACAGGCGUGUAUGCUGCGCCUCAAAGGGCGCAACAUCGAAGAGAAUCAGUACGUGAAAAUGGGUGCAUAUCACACGUUGGAUCUGGAACUAAAUCGGAAAUUCUCCCUUCGUAAACCCGAGUGGGAUUCGGUGGCGCUGGAGCGUGUUGAUAUGGCUUGUGAUCCCACACAGAGCGCCGAUGUGGCAGCUAUUAUCAUGCAGGAUGGUUUAGCACACGUUUGUUUGAUCACCUCGAGUAUGACGCUCGUUCGCGCCAAGAUUGAUGUGUCUAUUCCACGAAAACGCAAAGGUUUUGUUCAACAACACGAAAAGUAAGGUUUAGCAAAGUUUUACGACACUGUUAUUCAAGCCAUCCUGCGCCACAUCAACUUCGACGUUGUGAAAUGUGUGCUAGUCGCGUCACCUGGCUUCGUUCGUGAUCAAUUCUUCGACUACAUGAUUCAAAUGGCCAUCAAGACCGAUAACAAAGUGCUGCUUGAAAACAGAAGUAAAUUUAUGCUUGUACAUUCAAGUUCAGGCUUCAAACAUUCACUCCAAGAAAUACUGCAAGACACCGGAGUCAUAUCAAAAAUUGCCGAUACUAAAGCAGCGGGCGAAGUGAAGGUGCUGGACGCUUUCUACACAACACUGCAAUGCGAGCCAGCGAAAGCCUUCUACGGCAAGCGUCAUGUCGAAAAAGCGAGCGCAGCGCAAGCGAUCGAAACACUUCUCAUCACCGACAGCCUCUUCCGAUGCAGUAAUGUCCCGCUGCGCAAAGAAUACGUCCAACUGGUUGAUUCAGUCCGCGAGGCUGGCGGCGAUGUGAAAAUCUUCUCCAGCAUGCAUCUAUCCGGCGAGCAGCUGGAGCAACUCACCGGUGUCGCCGCUAUUCUACGCUUUCCCAUGCCCGAACUGGAUGAGGACAGCGACGAGAGCGACACCGAGGAAUAAACUAAUACGGUAACAGAAAUACAGCCGCGUCUAGAAUUAAUUCCUGAUCGAUUUUGAUGGAUUGUUGAUAUUUUUUAGGGUGCAAUGUGUCAAGCAUUCUUUGACAAUAUUUUAAUAUUUGUAUAUUUAAUGAAUAGUUUUGUAUUUUAUUUAAAAAUACAGAUUUAUCAUCCGA
This is a messenger RNA of Dalotia coriaria, 1478 nucleotides long. Its product is annotated as protein pelota-like. Gene Ontology annotation, biological process: nonfunctional rRNA decay; nuclear-transcribed mRNA catabolic process, no-go decay; RNA surveillance. Lineage: Eukaryota; Metazoa; Arthropoda; Insecta; Coleoptera; Staphylinidae. The transcript is spliced from 4 exons. Gene Ontology annotation, cellular component: cytoplasm. The record is from RefSeq and is a predicted model, not a curated record.